GCCUUAUCUCAUUACAUACAUACACAUAAAGAGAAAGGGAGAGAGAGAGACCGAAGGAAUCAACGAGAGAAAAUGGUUUCUCAAGUGAUGGAUUCAAUGAGAGAAAAAGCUGAAAUUUAUGUAGGAGAAACAGAGUGCCAAAAGAGAGCUAUCCAGCUCCUUGACGAGUUCAAUAUCCCCAGAGGACUCCUCCCUCUCGACAACAUAGUGGAGAUCGGGUUAGUCCCAUCUGAGGGCUUCAUUUGGCUCCGGCAGAAGAAGAAGAAGGACCAUUACUUUGAGCAAAUUGGUCGGAGUGUUUCAUUUGCUGCAGAAGUCACAGCAUUCAUUGAGCCUCGUCGGAUGAAGAAGGUGACUGGUGUGAAGGCAAAGGAGCUUCUUCUCUGGAUUGGGGUCUCCGAGAUGUUGGUGGAUGACUCAAAUUCCGGGAAUAUCCAAUUUAGAACACAUUCUGGGAUUUCCCGAUCAUUUCCUGUUUCAGCUUUUGUAUACUGAAAAGACGAGAAAAAAUUAAAAGGCGUCAUGAAAAUCAUGAUAAACUUUUGUAUUCGUAUUUUUUUUCUUUUAUCGUGAAUAUGUAUCUGGAUUUUCAUCAUAAUAGACAAGAGGUUUCAUAUUCUAAUU
Messenger RNA from Nymphaea colorata (pocket water lily), 624 nucleotides. RefSeq lists its product as uncharacterized. The coding region runs from base 73 to 495 and encodes 140 amino acids. The transcript is spliced from 2 exons. The record is from RefSeq and is a predicted model, not a curated record. Lineage: Eukaryota; Viridiplantae; Streptophyta; Magnoliopsida; Nymphaeales; Nymphaeaceae.